AUGCUCGCUGCCUUGCUUACUUUCUGCUUACUUAUUGCCGCACAUGUCGACGGUGCCGCUAUCCCAAGAGUCCUGAAGAGAGAUGAAGUGCAGAGGCGGGGGAGCUUUACGCUGCCGCUGAAGAGGCGGGUCGUGCCGAGGACGGCGUCAGGAAUGCAGAGGCGCGGCGCGUACAGCGGAGUGACCGGUUUAGGCGACUUUGCCGAUCUAUUCUACUCGGUACCGAUUACAAUAGGCUCAACAGAGACGUCCGUCAACCUCGAUACCGGUUCCUCUGAUCUCUGGGUCGCCACAUCCGACUGUCUUGCCUCCUCUCCGGCAUGUGCGGCAUCCAACACAUUGCAACCAAUCACGUCUAAAGGACUCGCACUACCUGCGGGUCUGACGGCUUCACCAUCCGUCAACCUCUUAUUUGGCGACUCCACGACUGGCACACAUGCAGCAGGGCCCGUCAAUGCAGAGCCUGCGUCUAUCGCAGGAUUGAGCAUGGACACACAGGUGUUCGCUGCUGUUAACGACACGGACAGCAGUGCCAUCACCGGAGGGUCGAGCGGCAUCUUGGGCAUGGGCUUCUUCGAGGCCAGCCAAGUACAAGCUGCCGUAGUCAACGACAAGUUCAACUCGCCAGAGACAACCGACCAGUUCAUCGAGGCCGCAGCAACCUAUGGUCCCCUCACCACGCGUCUCGCACUAUCCGGCCAACUCGAACAACCCAUGUUCGCUCUCAUGUUGCAACGCAACACCAUCGACGUCUCCGGCGACAACGGAGUCGUCUCUGUAGGACGUCUGCCCGAAGGCAUCGAUAACUCGAGCUUGACUUGGUUGCCCGUUCGGCUGUACACUCCCGAGGAGGGCGGACUGAACCCGCCCACCUUCGCGUCGGACGAGGUCUACCCGCUUCGUUGGGAGGUCCCGCUGGACGCUGUGUAUAUCGAUGGCAAACAAGUGGAGAACAACGCAGGCAAGAGCGUAACUGCUCUCAUUGAUACAGGCAACUCAAUCCUGCGCGGACCUGACGCAACCGUCUCCAAGAUCCUGUCCACCGUCUCCCCAAACGCAACCAAGACCGGCUCGCCCACCUUCCCUUGCGCCGACGCACACACCCUCUCGUUCCAACUCGGCGGAGUGAACUUCCCUGUCGACCUCGCGCAGAACCAGACGGGCGAUGCGGAGACGUGUGUGGCGAGCAGGAUCGUUUCGACGGAUGCGCCGAGCACGGGCUCGCUGUUCAGCUGGAGCUUGGGCGACCCGUUCUUCCGAUCCAAUCUCGUCGCGUUCUACUACGGUAACCUCACCCAUCCGUCCGUCGACCCGCCUCGCAUCGGAUUCCUCUCGAUGGUCCCCACCAAUGCCUCCGCCGAGCUCGCAGAAGCAGUAUCAGACGCGCAGGAUAACAAUGGCAACUUCGAGAGCACUUCGCAAGCCGCGUCCACGGCUACAGCCGCCGCUCAAUCACUUCUUAUCAAGGAGAACGUAGCUUCAUCGACGUCGUACCCGGUGACGGAGACCGCCACGGUCACUGUUGCUCCUGCGAGCGAAGUCGCAUAUCCGACGUGGACGCCCAGUGCGCGGAGUAGCAGCGCGAAUCUUGCGAGUGCUACGGGCUCGACGAGCGCAUCGGGCACGGCGGGGACGUCAGGCACGACGGAUACGACGGGUACGACGACGACGGUCACGGCGGCGUCAGGAGCCGAACAUAGACGGACAAGCCCCUUGAUCUUCGUGGGCGCGUCGCUUUGGGCGCUCUAUCAAAUGCUACUAUAA
This is a messenger RNA of Peniophora sp. CBMAI 1063, 1764 nucleotides long. NCBI's taxonomy places the organism in Eukaryota, Fungi, Basidiomycota, Agaricomycetes, Russulales, Peniophoraceae. The record is from the annotation of a GenBank genome assembly.